Paramuricea clavata is the source of this 808-nucleotide messenger RNA. Lineage: Eukaryota; Metazoa; Cnidaria; Anthozoa; Malacalcyonacea; Plexauridae. The record is from the annotation of a GenBank genome assembly.
AUGGCUGGAGAGUUGUAUGAGUCGGAUGACCUAGCUUCGAAUUCUGAAGACGAGAAGUGCCUUCGCAAGGCAAUAGAAUCAGCGGGUCGUAAGCGGAAAAUUGAAACCAAUAAAGUACAACAGAAAUCAAAAAGGACAAAAUGCGAGGAUCCGGAGCAACAGUUUUUUCGUGGUAAGCUAUCACCGCUACUAUUUUUUUAUAUCCAGGAGGAAUUAAUCAUAUUGAUUCAAAAUCUUUGAUGAACACUCGUAAUAAUGAUAUAAACAACAUAUAAAACUUCCAGUAUAGAGUUGUUGUUUGUUACUUACCGUGAAAAUGGGAAAGAUCCAUCACAUAUCGACAAAAUAUGUUGUCAGACGUCCAUGUUUAUAAACAGUCGCAUGGCUACCAUCGGAAAAUAUUGUGAUAUUCCGGUAUAUUCCGGGAAAAUGUUGUGAUAUGUACAUACACGCCAAAUCGUGAAAAGUUAAUUCAGCUUCAUCAGUUGUGUUACGAGCGCUGCACUAAAAUGGCUCCAUGGGCUUUCUCCAGGCAGUACCCCCAAUUCGCUGGACAACGAUUUUUGCAAAAAACAUUGUAGCGGCUGCGAAACGACAAGCAAGUCGCCCAAUACAAAAAAAGAAACCGUUACCACCGGACGCAAUAAAAGAUAUAAUAGAUAAGUUCGGAGGAAGACAGAACAAUUUAAAGGAACUCAGGAUAGCAGCGCUAUGUUCGUUGGGGUUUGCGGGAUUCUUUCGAUACGACAAGUUGCGAAGCAUCAAAGCGAACCAUAUUGAAUUCCUCAAGGAACACAUCAAAAUAUAA